Cataglyphis hispanica is the source of this 2787-nucleotide messenger RNA. RefSeq names its product inactive pancreatic lipase-related protein 1-like. The coding region runs from base 736 to 1692 and encodes 318 amino acids. Lineage: Eukaryota; Metazoa; Arthropoda; Insecta; Hymenoptera; Formicidae. The transcript has 8 exons. Gene Ontology annotation, biological process: lipid metabolic process. The record is from RefSeq and is a predicted model, not a curated record. Gene Ontology annotation, molecular function: lipase activity.
ACAGAGUGCAUCGAAACGUGAAAGUCACAAAGAGCAUACUUGGCAGUCUUUUAUUAUUAUUUUGUAAUAUUUUAUAUCUUAUUACGUGUUAUAAGUGCAAUUUUCAAACUAGUGAACAAGACUAACAAUACGUCGCAUUCAAUGCAUAAGUCCGUACAAGUUGAAGAAAAUGACACCCGAACACCGGAGACAAUUCAAUUGUAUAAUAGCACCAAAUUUGGCGUAGAUGUGAUCGAUCAAAUGGCCAGAAAUUAUUCGAAGAACUUGCCAUCGAAUACCAACAAGAGCUCGGCAAAGAAAAUCAACCAAUACCCAUCGCAAGUACAAAUACAGGUUCCCGUGAACGGAAAACAUGUCAGAUAAGAUGGAGGCUGCGCGGUCAUCGAUGGUCGAUUCGCGUGCACGGUGUAUAUGUAAAUAGAAUUUAUAUUUACGACGCUAUAACCGGAUCGGACUAAACUACGAUAGAGAGACGUUUCUGUGAAGACUGGAAAGCCGCGAUCCCCGGUGCAGACCAGCCGAGAUGCCUGGGGGUUGAUUGAUUAGAGGGUACAGCGUAGGAGAGAAACCGGGAGAGUUUGGGGGCGCGGGUUAGUUCGGCAAGGGGCUCCUAGGUUAUUUGGGGUCGAAGCGGGGUGAGAGGAGGCAAGUUGGCGCAGAACGACGACGGCGGCAGCGACGACGGCGGGGCUUCCAGUGGAAAAGAAAUCUUAUAAUAAUGAUAUCUUCACUCCAAUGGAUUACGCAUUACUUGAAAACACGACAGCGUACAUGUACGACGAUAAUGAGAAUUUGGUGGAACUAACAUUGGAUGACGACAUAGAAAGUCUAGACGAAACCCAGAUGAAUAUCGCAAAUCGUGUCUUCUUCUUUCUAUAUACCAAAAAAAAUUCUAUUAUACCAAGAACGCUUUAUGUCAAUGACAAGAAUUCUCUAAAGUCUAGCAACUUUGAUCCUAGCAAACCAACGCGUUUCAUAACUCACGGAUGGAUGAAUUCUCGGAGUAGUUUAGCGUGUCUUCUAAUUCGCGACGCUUAUUUGAAGAACGAAGAUUCUAAUGUUAUCGUCGUUGAUUGGGGCAGCAUAAGCCGUAGGCCUUAUAUUUGGGCUAGCAACCGUGUUGUCAUGGUCGGUCAAUUCGUCUCCACUAUGAUUGAUUUCCUCGAGGAGCAAGGGAUGGAUUUGUCGAAAACCAUACUGAUCGGUCACUCUCUUGGUGCUCAUGUAGUUGGAUUGGCAGCUCGCAAUGCUCAGAACAAAGUCAACUUCGUUGUAGGACUAGAUCCAGCUUUCCCCGGUUUUAGUCUAGCCGGUCCAGGAUCCAGGAUAUCGAGCGACGACGCGGAGUACGUGGAGAUCAUUCAUACGAAUGGCGGUCUCCUCGGCUUUUUGACAGCGAUCGGCCAUUCCGACUUUUAUCCUAACGGAGGAGAAAGACAGGCUGGCUGUCUAAUGGAUCCCGGCGGUGCGUGCUCUCACGCCCGUUCGUACAGAUUCUUUGCCGAAUCCAUUAGCAGUCCGUUAGGUUUCCACGGAAGAAAUUGCAGUGAUUUCGCUCGAUUUAAAAUGGGCUUAUGCAACGACCAGCAUACAUCCCUCAUGGGUCAUAAGUCGCAAUUGCAUGCGCGCGGUAAUUAUUAUCUAUUGACCAAUUCAAAUUCCCCGUACGCGAACGGCCCGAUCUUGGCAUAAUUGUUCGUUAAGAAAAGGACGGAGGGACAAAGACAGAGGUAUGAGGUGGAAAACUCAGUCUGAUUACGGCCGUCAGAGCGAGAAUUUCUGGAUUUGGAAAUUUAUUGCGGAACAGGAAGGAGAUCCGCGCUGGGCUAAACUCGUUUCUCUCAGCAAUCGAUCGGACGCAUUCACGGUGCGUAAUUUCGUUUCCGUCCGCAGCGGCUGCUUCAAGCGCGAGUAUUGCAAGCUCCCAUCGUAUCUCGCACGCGCGCGCUAUUCUUAUAAUCUUCGUCUGAGUCGGGAAAUCGACGACUACUGGUACUCAUCGGUAUCAUUUAUUGAAAGAACAAAACAUCAUCGUCGUACCGCACGAUGAUUUUGCUUUAUCAUCGCUUAUCUCAAUUGCCAAUAUAAGCGCGAGCAGGAAAAGAGCUGUAUAUUUUGCGAAAUAUGUCUCAUACGCAAAAAUGCAUCGUAACAUUUUAUUGGAAAUGCAAAAUACUCGGACAAUGCUCCGUGUUCUAAAUGCAAGCCAGGUCGGCGUUAAAUAUACAUAUCAAUUUCUCUUCCCUUGUCCGUUUUCUCACAUAAGACUCGAACGCUUCGGUUGCGUAUACACGUGCAAACAUCCGCCGUGAUACACGGCCUCUCGAAGCGCAAAUUGCUCGGACCAACUGCGGACUUAGUCGCAUUAAAUUUUAUCGUAAUAUAUCUCGUGUGUAUUGUACAUAGCAACAAAGAUAAUAAGGCGAUAUGGAAAACAGUCGGAUUAAAUCGCGCGUUGAAUUUUAGGCUCCGGGCUAUUUGAAGUAAGCAGACGUAGAUAUUUAUCAUUUUGAUAUAAUGUACAGGAUGAAGUUGAAAAAGAAAAAUAUGAGCAAAGUAAGAGAGAGACUCGCUAACUCGUAACGAGAGUCUUUUUCGUCAAAUGAUUUUAGCGUAGAUGAAAUGUUGAUCACAGCAAAUCAAAUAGCAGUUAAAUAUUUCGCAUUCCAAAUCUAUAAUGCUUGAUCGUCGUAAUCAUUUACAUGGUAUUCAAUACAAAGAAAUGUGAUAAGAUUUAUACAACAGAGCACUAAUGUACAAAUAAAAUUACAUAUUUUUACAAAAUAU